Messenger RNA from Nezara viridula (southern green stink bug), 1903 nucleotides. Lineage: Eukaryota; Metazoa; Arthropoda; Insecta; Hemiptera; Pentatomidae. The record is from the annotation of a GenBank genome assembly.
GGAAAAUGCCAGCCCACGUUACAUUUUCGAUACCGCUCACAAAAGAAAUCAGUGGAGAAAGGACACCUAGGACAGAGAAAUCUUCUUGGGAAAAGCGAUCUUUCCACCAUCCUCUAACUGAACAGGAAUCACUCACGCCACCUCUUCCACCUCCGACGAAAAAAGAAAAGUUACAUUCCGUAAAAAAGGAAAUUCCUAUUGUUAAUGAAAGUGAGACAGAAGGGUUAGAUCAAACAAAGGACUAUGAACAUGAUAACACGAAUCCGGUGGGUUAUGACAGGACUCCGAAGAUCAUCGAUACGACGGAAAGAGUUCGAAAAGAUAUCGAGAGCUAUUCUAAGACUUGUAAGAUUAACCCCGAAAAGAAAAAUCUCCUCGAAGCAUUAGUGGAAGAGGUUCAUAAGAAAAAUGAAGAAGACAAAUCAGACAGCGAAUCAAUGAAAAGCGAAGAAAGAUAUUCUGCCAAAAGCCAAGAUUCAGAGAAACGGGGAUCUGCUGGUUCAAUGAAAUCUCGCUCAUCAUCAUCGAGUAGAAAAUCCAAACCUCUAGAAGCUGAGUUUAUAAGUGCACAGUUCGCCAAAGAAUUAGCACAGAACAACUUGAGGCACCGACCUUUGCCAGAUGUCAUCGAAGACAAAUUAUUUAACUCACUACAAAUGCAACGGGUGAAAAAUCCUGGUGCAGCACUAGACACUGAACCUACAGCUGCUGCUGUUGCUCAAAAGAUGUACGCAUCUCCAGGUCCAACUCAAUGUAGCAAACUGAAAAUAUUUCGACCCAAAACAGCUGUUCCAAGAAAAAAGAGAAGUAUUGAUGAGCAGAGGCCUAAAACAUGUAAGCUUAAAGAUUUGCAAGAGAUAGAUCUGGCUAUAUGUUGGGACCUAGUGCCGCCUAAGCCAGAAGAUGAACCAAAGAGACCAGCACAUAUCGACGGCAGCAAUGGUUCUGUGGCUCCUGGCAUAUUCACUAUAGUGAAAUCUCGUGAUCAAGAACACUUAAACAAAAAAGAUGCUUCCAAUGACAAUGGACCAAAACCCAAAACCGCUUGGCCAGAGAUAAAUGAAAAGAGUAAGCCAGUAAACGCCUCUGCUGUAAUGGACAUAGUCACAAAUGACCAUGAUGAAAUCACCAAAAGCCCUACUCAACACAAUCCACACAGCAAUGGAAAAAAACAGUUAGCCCCAAUAAAUUCUGAAGAUAAAUUAUCAUUAAAUGGUUCAGAAGAGAACAAAAAUCCCAACAUUCCUUCUCCCCCAAAUUCGGGAAAAAAUUCUUCAAAAAAUGGAUCUUUAAAAUAUGGAUCUCAUAAUGCCACUGAUUCUUCUAUAUCUUCAGAGAAACUAGCAAGACAAAAACAUUAUAGAAGUUCACCAAACUUAUCAGGAAAUGCUAAUAAAUCAUGUAAAGAUAAAAUGCAUUUUUCUCGUCCUUGCAUGGCUUGUGAAACAAAGACUCCAUUGGGAAUCAGCACACGCCAGCCUAGAUCAGAAUAUAAAAUGGCAUUUAAAGCAGGAAAUCCCAACUCAAGGAGUAGCAGCCACAAUGGGAGUCAAACAUCUCAAACGACCAAACCUAUAGCUGUUCCUAAACCAAAAACACCCUUUGCUCGAAAGAGCUAUUCAAUAAAUACUUUAGCUCCUCCAUUUUCUCUAUGGCCUGGAACGAUGGGAAUGGACUAUCCAGAACACUGGCGUCUAGCUUCUAUUUACCAACAAUCUUACAAACCUAUAGAAUCUAGGAAAAAUCCCAUGAUUAAAGGGAUUUAUAGAUGAAAAAGUGGUUGAAUAUGAUAAAUGUGUAAUUAUAAACUUUGGUCAUUAAAGUUAUUUUAAUUUAAUUAUUAUUAUGUUAUUAAUGAAUUCUCAUUGAAUUUUAAUCUUUGUUACAUUAGUUGUCUUUUGAC